Megalops cyprinoides (Indo-Pacific tarpon) is the source of this 2127-nucleotide messenger RNA. RefSeq names its product solute carrier family 47 member 1 (gene slc47a1). Bases 113 to 2014 code for a protein of 633 amino acids. Gene Ontology annotation, biological process: xenobiotic detoxification by transmembrane export across the plasma membrane. Gene Ontology annotation, cellular component: membrane. Gene Ontology annotation, molecular function: xenobiotic transmembrane transporter activity; antiporter activity. The transcript has 17 exons. The record is from RefSeq and is a predicted model, not a curated record. NCBI's taxonomy places the organism in Eukaryota, Metazoa, Chordata, Actinopteri, Elopiformes, Megalopidae.
AGUAGCACUCCUGUAACAAGGCAGAACGGUGUUUCUCUCUCUCUCUCUCUCUCUCUCUCGCUCUCUGCCUCUCUGUGGCAUUCUCCCGAAGGAACUCGGCUCCAGAACGACAAUGGAGAAGCCCGGAAGCCCAGAAGUGUCCAGACCCCCACCGGGCACCGGGCAGGUCUCCGAGGAAACCAGUCCCAGUGCCAAGCUGUUCUGCUGCCGCUGUGUGAGACGCUGGGUCCCCCUGGCUUACAGAGAGGAGCUGUACCAAGUCCUGCGCCUGACCGGGCCUCUGUUAGCGUCUCGGAUCCUGAAUUUCCUACUUCCGUUUGUCAUCACCAUAUUCUGCGGACACCUGGGAAACGCAGAACUGGCUGGCUACGCCCUGGCCUCAGCGACGAUAAAUGUCACUACAGCUGCAACUGGAUGUGGACUAGCUCUAGCAUGUGACACUUUAGUAUCCCAGACGUUCGGGGGUAAGAACAUGAAGCGGGUGGGAGUGAUCCUGCAGAGGAGCAUCCUCAUCCUGCUGCUGUUCUCCCUGCCCUGCUGGGCCAUCCUCAUCAACGCCCAGUCCAUCCUCCUCGCCCUGCAGCAGGAGGCCGAGGUGGCCAGGAUAGCUCAGCUUUAUGUGAUGGCUUUCCUGCCUGCAGUUCCAGCUAUGUUCCUGCAUCAGCUGCAGGUGGCAUACCUUCAGAACCAGGGUAUUAUUCUGCCCCAGCUUUACACAGCUGCGAUGGCCAACGUCAUGAACGUGGCGACAAACUACAUCCUGCUCUUCUGGAUGGACCUUGGAGUCAGAGGGUCUGCUGCAGCCAACAGCAUAGCUCAGAUCAACAUCUGUCUUCUCCUGUUUGCCUACAUCCGCUGGAAGAAACUGCAUACCAAAACAUGGGGAGGUUGGUCCAGUGCAUCGCUUCAGGAGUGGGGCUCCUACAUGCAGCUGGCUAUCCCCAGUACACUAAUGUUGUGCUUUGAGUGGUGGAUUUAUGAAAUUGGGGGGUUCUUUGCAGGCAUGCUCGGGGAGGUGGAUCUGGCUGCACAGCAUGUUCUGCUGGAGCUUGGAGCCAUAACCUACAUGUUCCCUCUGGGUGUCCAUGCUGCUGCCUGUGUGCGUGUGGGUAAUGCGCUUGGGGCGGGGGACACCGCAAGAGCCCUCCUCACCAGCAAGGUGACUUUAGUCCUCUCAGGUGUGCUGGCUGUAUUUCAAGGGAUCGUACUCGGCUCGACUAAAACAGUGAUCGGAUUCAUUUUUACCACCGACGUGAACAUUGUGGAGCUGGUCUCCAGCCUUUUAAACGUGUACAUCUUCCUACAGUUUUUUGAUGCCCUUGUGUGUGUCAGCUCUGGCAUUCUCCUGGGUUCAGGGAAGCAGAAGAUAGCCGCCAUGGCUAAUCUCAUAUGCUACUACUGCAUCGGACUCCCACUGGGUAUCGCCUUGAUUUUUACAGCUGAACUGAGGAUAAUGGGACUCUGGCUGGGCCUGCUCACCUGUGUCAUCCUGCAAAGCUGCUUCUUCAUCACCCUCAUCUUCAAGCUCAACUGGCAACGUGUGACUGAGGAGGCCAUGAAGCGUGCUGGGAAGAACAGGCGGAUGACGUGCGUGGGGUCAAAGCCGCCCAUCGGAGAGCCUGUGAUUGACUCUCUGGCCCCUGAGGGCAGCGUAGCCUUGGAGCAGGCAGCAGACAGCGGGGUGACACAGCCUGUGAAUGACAAGGCCAAUGGCUACACUUCCGUGAGCACCCAGGAGCUGGGGCGGGUGGGGGGCGGCAGUGGGGGGGUGCGGGAGGAACAGGGGGACGCGGAGGGGGACCUGCCGCCCAAAGCCCUCCUCUCCGUCACUCAGCUGGUGCUGCGGCGCGGCCUGACCGUGCUGGCCGCCGUGCUGAUGCUCGCAGUGGGCGUGGCGCUCCACCUGGCGUUCCCACCUUCGGACAGCCUGAUGCAGCCGCGGGGAAACCUCACCCUAGACACCGAAAACUCCUCCUUCCCGACGCCCCUUCUGAACGCGUCCCUGCUGGCGUGAAAGCGCUUCCUAGCGGGCUCACCGACACUGGAGAAUGGAGAAAGUGUUUCUGCCCUCCUGUCUUCCCUCCUCCCAGCUCUGUGAGCAGUGCCUCCCUCUCUUCCCCCGCAACA